Messenger RNA from Zea mays, 1248 nucleotides. Its product is annotated as 60 kDa jasmonate-induced protein. The coding region runs from base 204 to 1076 and encodes 290 amino acids. The transcript is spliced from 2 exons. The record is from RefSeq and is a predicted model, not a curated record. NCBI's taxonomy places the organism in Eukaryota, Viridiplantae, Streptophyta, Magnoliopsida, Poales, Poaceae.
UUUUAAGGGAAGUUGAGGGAAGCACGGGUGGUAUUUGGAGUUUUCUGCACAUAAGACCACCACGCACCGAAUUUUUUGCAUUUUGAUAUUUUCUCGGAAAAAAAAUCACGUUUAGAGUCUAGAAAAAUCACAUUUUGGCCCAAUCGAUCCCUGUCUUCUCUUCCCAAUUCCCAGUCCCCAAUCGCGUUCUCUUCCUCGGCGACAUGGCGGCCGCCACCGGCUACAGCGACGCCCCAACCGACGAGCAACUGCUGGCGUACGCUGAGCUGCCCAGACAUGGCCGCUACAUGGCGGAGGUGUUCGCCGUGCGCAUCCUCGCCACCGCCGGAGGAGACCCGCCGCCCCAUGGCACCAUCACUUUCUACGGCGGCCACUGCUGCAGCGAUUUCAUUUACAGCUGGAGUCCACUGGAAGAGGGAGAAGACACCUCGAAGCAAACCUGCGACAGCCAGGGUAACCUCGUGCUAACUGGGCCAUCAUGGGCCACCUCGGCAUACAGUCCAAUUGCCUUCACCCUCUACCUCCAUGAUGGCAGCCCGCAAGCCGGAGAAGCCGCUGAGGACGACGAGGACAUCGGGAGGAUAAUCUGCGACUGCAUCGACGGUGACUUCUCCAACUACAACAGGGCCAUAGUCGAGACUGUCCAAACGGGCUAUGGCCCCGCUGAAGUGAUCUAUGCCGUCCUGAGCAACGGCGUCCAAGGCCGGGUCGCCAUCAAACUUGCUCGCCUGCCAGUGUCCAAAGCUGGAGAAGAAGACGCCACCGCCAUUCUCGGGAGGAUUGUUGCUCGCAGCAAGCUGUUCGACGUCGGCUGCGUGCUCUUCUACAAAGAGGGUGACAAUGGAGUGAGCGUGCGACCGGGGGGGCUGAUUCAGUUGGCGAGGGAAGCGCUCGCCGUGCCGCUGCACAUGCCGCUGACGAUUGAGCUUGACCUGCAUCGCUGUUCGGGCGAUGAAAUUGUUGGAGGGGUCCUUGAGUUCAAUCCUGCGACCAACGGCCAGCACACGGAACGACUUGUUGGAGAAAAUGGCGCUGAAUUGGAAGUGACAAUUUCAUGGUCGCAGUACCCUUGGUAAUGCCUAUUAUUAUUAGCCUAUAAUUCAAGAGUGCAUUUUUAUAUGUAUCAAUGACUAAUGGUUUUAAAUCAUGUUUCAUACAAGACAGUUGCACUAGAGCAAGAUAACAUUUCGUGGUGGGAACGCCAAAUAAAUAAAAAUAGAGGGAGUAUCACUUUGGGUUUUUCUAAUA